Messenger RNA from Blepharisma stoltei, 606 nucleotides. Lineage: Eukaryota; Ciliophora; Heterotrichea; Heterotrichida; Blepharismidae. The record is from the annotation of a GenBank genome assembly.
AUGAAGUCAACAAUUGCACAGCUGCUUGCAAUAUACCGUCCACAUAAAAGAAGACAUAAAUCUCAAUUGAAUCAAAAAAAUUCUGACCAGACUUCUCCUAGUCAGAGUUCAGUCAUGAAUAUCAGUUUGAUUGCCAAAAAAAUUAAUUCAAUUGAAAGAGAAAAAUCAAUGAGAAGUCUUUCAGUGAAAAAACGAAAAGAAAAACACUUCUUUUUGAAAGACGGUGCUAGAUCUGUAGAGCCACCAUUGCUCCCUACAAUAAAAUCGACCACUCCCGAUAUAAGAACUCCGAUCAAAUCUGAAGUUAGAUUUGCUGCUUUGGACUUAUCAUUAGAAGAUGACAUGAAGAAGUUAGACUCAAUAAUAAGUAGAAAUCAUACCGCAAGAAACGACCUUUUACUUGUUCAAAAACAGAUUUUUGAUUUAGGCGUCAACAAAUUGAUGAAAAAUAAGCGCUUUUUAAGCAUGUAUGAUGGAAUUGAAAAUAUCAGUUUGGAACAAAUCGACGAAUCUCUGAGCAAGCCCAGUGCAAUUGACCCAUACCAAAUGGACUGUAAAAAAUCAACUUUCAGAAGGACAAGACUUCCUCCAAUCGCUAACGUGUAA